AGAGGCGGGCUCACGCGCUCAUCAAAACAAACCCGAGCCUGAGACCUCUGCUGAGGGUUAGCUUGGUUUUACUUGGUUUAAGGCCUUUAAACUGUACAUUCUGACACAUCACCUCCGUAACCAACCGCAGGCUCGGAGUGUCACCGGGAUGCGGCGGUAGGACGCGGGAGAUCCGAGGUUUAUUGGGUGUUUUCCGCGGGUAUGUCUCUGUGAGUCAGCGUUAGCCGUUAGCUUAGCUCCAUGGCGCUGCCCCCGGAGCGCGCUGCCCCCGCGGUCGCAGACAGGCCUCCUCUGCCCGUGGAUAGACCGGCAGUGUCCGCGGACAGACCCUCCGUGCCUCUGGACCGGCCGCCUCUCCCGGGACCUUUCACCGGGGACAGAACUCCUCUCACCGGGGACAGGCCACCUCUGGCCGGGCCGCUGCGAUGCCUGCUCGCGGAGUCCGUGGAUGACGCGGAGGGUCUGUGCGUGGCUGUGGAGCGGUGUCCUCUCUGCGGGACGUCCCGGAGGAGACUGACCUGCGCCCGCUGCGUCCAGACUGGGGACUUUGUGCACCUGAACGGCCGCGGGACAGAGAGAUACUCAGAGAAAGUGGAGCGUCUGAAGAAGCUGAGGGAGGAGAAGGAAGUGCUUCUGCGGAGAGUGAUGGAGGCCAUGGACAAGAAGAUCCAUGCAGACGAGAGGAAGUGGAAGGUGAUGUCGUCUAAAGGGAGGAUCCAGCAGCUGAAGGAGGCUGUGGCUUUGGGCAACGAACAACUCAAGAACGAUGUGGAUCUCCUGUCCCGUUCUCAGGAGGAGGUGCAGCGUCUCCAGAGAAGAGCCGGGCGCCAUCAGGAAAAACGGGACAAAAUCGAGCGGCAUAACAAACGCCUGAGUGACCUAAAGGACAAACGCUCCAAAGAUCUGACCUCACGCCUGGAGCAAUUGAGCCAAGCCCGAAGAACCCAUGUCCAAGAGCUCACUAGCCACAUCUUCAGCCUGCAAGAGGACAAGCUCUCAAGCAGGGAGGAGGACUCUGUGGGCACAGUGAGUGAGCUGGCAGAAGCUCGUAGGACAACGUAUCUCUCUGGACGUUGGAUUUGGGACGAUCAAAAUGGAGACACGUCCAUCAGCAUAACCUGUCCCUCUGUGCACCUGCCUAGCAACGGGGACUGCUCCGCCUAUUACAGCCCAGGGACCGCCCCCCAGGCAACAGGCCCCACCCCUGCCGCCCCAGAACCAGAGUUGGAGCCGUUGAACCCGGUUCACACCAUCAGCGCAGCGCUCUGCUACACCACCCAACUCACCUCCAUCCUCUCCCACAUCCUGGACAUCAACCUACCCAAGAAGCUGUGCCACAGUGAGUUCUGUGGAGAGAACCUGAGCAGAUACAGAUUCACCAGAGCUCUGAACAAACUCAACACCAACGUCCUGCACCUGUGCUUCUCCCAGUUGGUGGACAGUGAGAAACUCCACCCUCACCAUACUCUGAGGAACCUCAUGUUCCUUGUGUCUCCUGCCAACCAGCACCUGGGCAGGACGGGUCCGUUCGAGGUCUAUGGGGGUCUGGAGGAGUCCAUGGAGUUCCUGGAGCCGGAGGGUGGCCCUCUAGAGGAGAGCGGAGAAGAUGCAGUCACAGACGAAGAGACAGACCUGGGCACAGACUGGGAGACUGUGCCCUCACCCAGAUUCUGUGAUAUACCCUCUCAGCCCAUGGACCUGUCCCAGAGUGCUCUGCAGGUCUCUCAGCCCUCAGCUCACACUGGAGGAAUGAUCUCGUCUGCUGCAGCUUCUGUCACCUCCUGGUUCAGAGCAUACACAGGACAGCGCUAGACUGGGACUAAGACUGGAUCAAAAUCCGGACUGGACCAGGGACUAAAACACAACUUCAUCACCAGCUCAGACUGUAUAUAUCAAAAGGAACCUGUAAAGUCCUGGUCUAGACCAUAGACCAGACUUGAAUCCUGGAUGGUCUCGAUCCUGGACUUGGUCUUUGGGUUUGGUGUAAAUAAGCUCAUCUCCUGACCCUAGAGGACAUGAAUGGUACUGCGUCAGAAUUUUAGUGCGAAAUGUAAAAUAUUGUCUUUUUUAAAAGUGUCAGAACAUGUUUAAGUCUGAAUGUUUCUGAAACUAAAGAUGUGUUUACAUCAGACCCAACUUGCGUCACAAAUGAGUUUGCCUGAAAGAAGUCCCAGCCGAGGGUCAGAGCAUCCGUAGUAUCUCGGUCAGCGUGUCUGUGACAGAUUAAACUAAUUUCUCUAAAACAAAUUAACAUCAUUAGAUUUAAGAAUUAAAAUGUUGCCUUGUCUUUUCUAGUUUGACCAUUUUGGUGAAAGUUAUAAUGUAAAUGCCUGGACACAAGCGACAGAUGUGACCCAUGUAGAGGUAUGUUACCUAGCAACCAUAACAUAAACAAUGACACAAUAGUUGUGAUUAGACUUAAAAUACAAAUAAAAGACAUUGCCUUUAUUUAGAGACAUGAAGCUUUAAACUUCAUCUUUCUGUUUGAGUAUUCUGGAGUAUUCUCUGUAGUGUUCUGUUGGUGACAGAGAGGCACAGUUUUGCAACUUACAAAUACUUGUGUAUUUUUAUACUUUUCUUCACAAACUCAAACUGAACUGAAGUAUAAUGAUAAAUAUGAACACAGGUUUGAUACACCAGAGUGGUUUAGGCAAACAUCUGAACAUGUGGUCAGCAGUUUGACGCUCGCUGGAGAACACUGUUUGAGAUUGUUUUUUUAUGAAAAUUUGACAAAUUGAGCUUUGAUAAUCACAAAAACACCAAUGUAGAUUCUGAUAGAAAAAAGUUUUAAAUAAAAAAGUGAGUU
Messenger RNA from Periophthalmus magnuspinnatus, 2806 nucleotides. It is a transcript of the gene atg14, whose product is annotated as autophagy related 14. Gene Ontology annotation, cellular component: autophagosome; mitochondria-associated endoplasmic reticulum membrane contact site; extrinsic component of omegasome membrane. Gene Ontology annotation, biological process: autophagosome assembly; cellular response to starvation; mitophagy. Lineage: Eukaryota; Metazoa; Chordata; Actinopteri; Gobiiformes; Gobiidae. The coding region runs from base 241 to 1812 and encodes 523 amino acids. The transcript is spliced from 11 exons. The record is from RefSeq and is a predicted model, not a curated record.